UCAUGAGGAACCAUAUUCGAGAGUAAGAUUAAAAAAGUCAGUGUUCAAAAAGCGUUUAAGACAUUGUGAAUUAAAGACACGUGUAAAAUGAAGUUUCAGUAUUUUUUAAUGUUAAUUGGAAUAACAUUCCUGAGUGAAUGUCCAAGUGGAGAUGCUUAUAGGAUUUUGGGAUUGUUUCCACUUCAUGGAAAAAGUCAUUUUAUUAUGUGUAAUUAUUUAAUGAAGACCUUGGCAGCUCGAGGUCACCAGGUCGACGUUGUCAGUCAUUUUCCACUGGAGAAACCGGUCGCCAAUUACACCGAUAUCAACAUCUCGGGUUCACUCCCGCAAAUAGUGAACAAUUUGCCUUUCGAUGUGAUUCAACAGUUUUCGUCAAUCGACCUGACAUACCUGACGAAUAUAGCUGGACUGGAUAUUUGCCGCCUGAUGGAUCAUCCGGAGAUUCAGAAGAUCAUUCGAAAUCCACCGCAAGAUCCACCUUAUGAUUUGGUUAUUCAUGAGAUGUUUGCUGCGGAAUGCUAUUUGGCGUUUGGACAUCAUCUUAAAGUUCCGGUUGUCGGAAUAAUCACGUCAGUCCUAUUUCCAUGGUUAAACGAACCAAUGGGUAACCCAUCGAAUCCGGCAUUCGUACCGUCGCCAUUUUCAGACUUCCAACUACCGAUGACAUUUUGGCAGAGAGUCAAAAAUGUUUUCAUGGAAAACAUGAUGACAUAUAGUUUUAGGAAAAACACGGAGAUACAGAAUGAAAUAGUGAAGAAACACUUUGGACCGGACGCGCCUACCGUACGAGAAUUGGAAAGGAACAUCUCGCUGAUUCUGGUGAAUUCGCAUUUCUCGUUCAACAAUCCGCGGCCGCUUACGCCAGCAGUGGUGGAGGUGGGAGGGUUGCACCUUCAAGGGGACGACGGCCUUGAAUUUUCACCGGAUUUGAAAAAGUGGCUGGACGAGGCCGACGAUGGAUUCAUUUUCUUCUCCUUGGGCUCCAUGGCGAGAUUCGAAACGUUUCCCCGGGAAAUCAUCGAGGUCUUCUACGAAGCCUUCAGGAAAGUCGCUCCCGUGAGGAUUCUCAUGAAGAUAGCCAAGAAGGAGGACCUGCCAGCCGGUGUUCCUGAGAACACUAUGAUUCUACCGUGGCUCCCACAGACCAAAGUAUUGAAGCACAAAAACAUCAAAGCGUUCAUAAGUCACGGGGGUCUUGGUUCUGUACAGGAAUCUCUUUAUUACGGGGUUCCUUUGAUCGGCAUGCCGCUGUUCGGCGAUCAGAUCAUCAACAUUGAUCAUUGCGCCAGGAAGAAGCUGGCGGUUCCAAUAGAUUAUGCUACCGUGGACCAAAAAAUAUUGACCGAAGCUAUCUCAACCAUCCUUCACGAUCCCACGUACAGGGACAACAUGAAGAAGGUCUCGAAACUGUUCCAAGACCGUCCAACAAAUCCAUUGGACUUGGCAGUCUAUUGGGUCGAAUACGUAAUACGCAACGGAAACGUCUUGAGGUCGCCAGCCCUGGACCUAGAAUGGUGGCAGGUUGCUUUGAUCGACGUUUACGCCUUUUUUUUCUCAUGCGUGGCAGUCGUCGUUUUCCUAAUUGCAAUGAUCCUCAGACUCCUAUACGGAAAACUCUUAGCGCCACGUUCGACGGCUGGUAACAGGGAUCAAGGAAAGAAGCGCCAAUGAUUUACGACAGUUGAGGCCAAAUAACGAAAAAGCAUCCUUUGCUCUACCGAUAAAAUUUCAAAGCCUACGAUUUCUUUUAGACCCAUAGGACCCAUAUCCAUAUACCUAAGGCGUACGGAAUCCAUAUAGUUGACGACGCCGUCGAGUGGUCCCUUAAACAGUUCCACUGCGUGGGAAAGAUACUUUUCAGUUGGCAAGGAAAAGAUUUCAGCUCCUACAGCCACGCCGGGUCACGCCGGGUCACGGCGUCACGGCGUCACGACGUAACGGCACGUGUGAACCUUUAUACUUCCUUCCAUUCGAAGCCCAGCCAACGCGUUUUCGUUUCUACGUUUUAACAAUGUGCUUUGCCUUUUCUUUUUUCUUUUUACCGUCAUUUCAGUAAAUUUCAAACCAUCGGAAAUUCUCGUGUUGAUAUGUUUAUCUUUUAUUCUUACAUGUAAUACACGUGUGAACAAGAAAAUACGAAGAUUCCGUGGCGCACGUGAUUGUCCAAAGGGAAGUAAAAGCCUCACGGGUAGAAAAACUCUUUAAGUAAAUUAUUCGACCGGAACGAAAUUCGGUUUAAAAGAAGCUUCCCUUUCGCUCUCUCUCUCUCUCUCUCUCUAUAAGUUAUCCUGCCGAUGAGAUUUUUUUCUUUCAGAAAUGAAAACGUAAGAAAGCUUCGGGCCACCUUCAGACUUUAGAGGUGGAUUCGAAAGGGGACGUCGUGAUGUGAUUCUCAAGCACCCUAAAAAUAUGGUAAAAGCGCGGAGCCUUUUUACUUUUUCGUUUCAUCUCUUUCAGGUGCGGUUACUUACGGAACCGUGUACGUGACGCGUGUUUACGAGAAUCGUGUAAUCCGUGAAUUCGUCAGCAGGGGAAGAUGAGGGUUCAAAGUGGACCCUACGUGUGACGACGUGGAUGCCUCGGGUAGAUCCACGUGAUACCCGCGGAUUACAUCGGACAGAAAAAAGCGACUGUAGUCCGCCGUAUAAAUAUAACCGAGGCUUCAAAGUUUCAUUGACAAAAGUAAUAAUAACUCGUAGCGUCGAAGCUAGAAAAAAUUACGCGAUUAUUUCGAAAAAUCAAUUUGCUCGUGUUGGACGUCGAAAAAUAUUUUGCAAAAUCCCCACCCGUCCUGCUUCCAAAAGGUUCGACGACUCCCGUGGAAAAAGAUCAUUUUUGCGACGCGACACACGACUGAUUUGAAGUGCAAAAUUUCAUACGAUAUGUAUAGUAUAUAUAUAUUAUAUGAAAUUUAAAAAAAAAAUCCAAAUUUGUUACGUCCGUUAGAAACGUAAGACCCAAUAAACGAAAUUAUACACAGACGAAAAAA
Molecule: messenger RNA, 2989 nt
Organism: Cephus cinctus (wheat stem sawfly)
Lineage: Eukaryota; Metazoa; Arthropoda; Insecta; Hymenoptera; Cephidae
Product: UDP-glucuronosyltransferase 2B30-like
Exons: 5
Coding region: 88-1671 (527 amino acids)
Molecular function (GO): UDP-glycosyltransferase activity
Source: RefSeq, a predicted model, not a curated record